This is a messenger RNA of Austrofundulus limnaeus, 3549 nucleotides long. It is a transcript of the gene adam17a, whose product is annotated as ADAM metallopeptidase domain 17a. Gene Ontology annotation, cellular component: plasma membrane. Gene Ontology annotation, molecular function: metalloendopeptidase activity. Gene Ontology annotation, biological process: membrane protein ectodomain proteolysis; Notch signaling pathway. Bases 100 to 2670 code for a protein of 856 amino acids. NCBI's taxonomy places the organism in Eukaryota, Metazoa, Chordata, Actinopteri, Cyprinodontiformes, Rivulidae. The record is from RefSeq and is a predicted model, not a curated record. The transcript is spliced from 19 exons.
UCGGUCCACUUCCGGGUAGCGCUGUUUCAGAAGUACCCUCCGAGGCAGGCYGAAACAUAUAUUUUUCAUUCGUAAAUGUAACGGAGCCGGCCGAACACGAUGAUAAUACUGCUGUUUGUCCUUCUCGCUCCCUGUUGGGUAAACGGCGCGGUUAAAUCAAGAAUUACUACUAAUCACAAACCUAACCCAGAGUUCGAUACUCUGAACUCCAUCCUGUCAGAUUAUGAAGUGCUGCCUCCGUCAGAAUUGCAGCUGCACUCCGUGAGGAAGAGGGACACCGACACCCAGUCCCACCUGGAGCGCCUGGUGAGCUUCAGAGCCCUGCACAGAAAUUUCCAGCUGUACUUGACCACAAACACUGACCUUUUUACCGACAACUUCAAAGCUGUGUUUGUUAAUAAAAACGGAAGUGAGGAGAAAUAUGACGUUCAGCUUCAGAACUACUUCACUGGACACGUCGUUGGCGAGGAGAACUCCCGAGUGCAGGCACACAUGGACGGAGAUGAGUUUUCUGCUCAUAUUCUGACAGAUGAAGCAGAAUAUAAUGUAGAGCCUUUGUGGAGGUUUACAGACUCCCCAGUUGACGGCCGGUUGCUGGUUUAUCGAUCAGAAGACAUCAAGAACCUGAGCAGAAUCGUGUCUCCCAAAGUGUGCGGCUACAUCAGUGCAGAUGUAGAGAACCUCCUGCCUGAGAAUACCAGAAGCAGAUGGGAAAGGCAUAAGGAGGCGGACCUCAGAAACGAAACCCUACACCGAGAGAAAAGACAAGCCCACGACCAUAAGAAGAACACGUGCACCCUGCUGCUGGUCGCAGACUACCGCUUCUACGAACACAUGGGCCGCAAACAAGAGAGCGUCACCCUCAACUACCUGAUCGAGCUGAUUGAUCGAGUCGAUGACAUCUACAGAAACACCUCCUGGAAUGAUGAGUUUAAGGAUUACGGGGUCCAGAUCCAGCAGAUUAUUAUUAAUAAAGACUCGACACAGCCUCCCUCCGGCACCGCUGCCAAGGGCUGGGUCCACUACAACAUGAAGGACAGUCCUGUUGAAGGAAAGGAMGUCUGGGACGUCAAGAAACUUCUGGAGCAAUUCAGCUCAGACAUCGCCGACAACGCCUCCACUGUGUGUCUGGCCCACCUCUUCACGUACCAGGAUUUUGAUCAGGGGACUUUAGGUCUGGCCUACGUUGCCCCGUCCAGACCUCACCCACUGGGUGGCCUCUGCUCAGAACCUUACUACCCGUCCCACACCACCAAGAAGCCCAGUUACCUGAACACCGGCCUGACCAGCACCAAGAACUACGGCAAAACCAUCCUCACAAAGGAAGCAGAUCUGGUGACGACUCACGAGUUGGGUCAUAACUUUGGAGCAGAACACGACCCUGAUAACAUCCUCGACUGUGCUCCCAGUGACGACGACGGGGGGAAGUAUGUCAUGUACCCCAUAGCUGUGAGCGGAGACCACGUCAACAACAAGCACUUCUCUAAGUGCAGCAGGACCUCCGUCAGCAAAACAUUGAGCAUCAAGGCUCCUAUCUGCUUCAAGGAGAGGAACAGUAAAGUCUGUGGAAACUCCAGAGUGGAGGCCGGGGAGGAAUGCGACCCCGGGUUGCUCCAGCUCAACAACGACGCCUGCUGCUCCGCAGACUGCAAGUUCAAAAGUGGCGCCAAGUGCAGUGACAGAAACAGCCCCUGCUGUAAGAACUGCCAGUAUGAGAAGGCAACAAAGAAAUGCCAGGAGCCCAUUAGUGCCACCUGUAAAGGCCAGUCCUUCUGCACAGGAAACAGCAGUCAGUGUCCACCUCCGGAAAAUGCUGCCGACGGAACAAUUUGUGUUGACAACGGCCGCUGUAAGGGCGGAGAGUGUAACCCCUUCUGCGAGGCCAUGCAGAACUUAAAGUCGUGCGCUUGCAAUGAGACGAACGACUCCUGCAAGGUUUGCUGCAGGGGAAAAGACGGCACCUGCUCCCCCUUCAUUCAGUCCAACGGCAGCUUCCUUUACCUUCGCAAAGGCAAACCCUGCACAGUGGGAUUCUGUGACGGAAACGGUAAAUGCAUGAAGCAGGUACAGGAUGUCAUCGAGAGGUUGUGGGAUUUUAUCGACAAGCUGGACAUUAACACAUUCAGGAAGUUCUUAGCUGACAACAUUGUCGGCUCCGUCAUGGUGUUUUCCCUCAUCAUCUGGGUUCCUCUCAGCAUCCUGGUUCACUGUGUGGACAAACGUCUCGACCGGCAGUACGAAGAGAACGCCAAGUGCUUGUACUACCCUCAGAGUAGUCAAGACAAGCUGAACAGCCUCGAGUCGACGCCCGUGCGCAUCGUCAAGCUUCCUCUCUCCUCCUCCUGCGCCGGCCGGACCGCGCCCUCCCCCCAGUCUCCGCCGCAGCCGAGCCAGGCCCGGGCCCCGCCUCCCGCAGCCAGCAGUGCCCAYGACCCCGGCUCGAGCUACGCCGCCAGCCCGGACACCGCCGCAGCGCCGCGGAUGGACACCAUCCCGGAGGACACCAGCAGCGACUCUCAUCCGGUCGAGGACGAUUUCACAACCGCAGGAGCCUCCUCGUCGGCUACGAAAUCCUCCUACGGGGAUCUGACAGAACUGAACCCGUCGGCCAGGGACCGGCGGCGCCUCCAGAGGCAGGACCGCAUUGACACUAAAGAGACGGAGUGCUGAGAGGAGACAGGUCCUGCUGGCCUAAAUAUGACUUUAAGUUUCACACCACAGACACUUCGUAGGUCAGAUUUCAGUCACAUCACUACUGUAAGUUCACGUCUUUGUGCCUUUUUUUUAAAGAUUUUUUUAGCUGUAGGUCGAUGAAUUCACAAAAAGAGUAAGAUGACUUUGAUUAUUUAUUCAAACUCUUUGACUAAAUGUGUUUCUGAGAAGUGCUUUUUAGGAGUAAAAGAUUCUAAAUACAAUAAUCUGUACAUAUACAAACUGCAUCACUCUGCAGUAAAACAAAGUGUUGCUUCCUUUAUACAGCUAAGUUACGUUUCAGUGGAACAAUUAAGAGUUUGUCUCGAAUCUCUUCUAAAAGCACUUUAAAAAAAACAUCACUGGAGUUUUAGUUUUUGUACUUUAAGUGUUGAAACAUGAGGAUUUGAUGUGUUUGUCAUGGAAAUAUCAAGGACUAGUUUUCUUUUUUUUAAACUUGACUAUGAAAUUAUAAGUUGUGUGAACUUGAGCACUCCGGAACACAAUUGUGGAAAAGUUGGCGCCUCUUCCUGCACAAAACAAAACAAAAAGGUGCCUUUUGUGGUGUUUUUUGCUCGUUCCCGUGUGCAGACGCUGUCACGACGUUCUGAAUUAGACUCAGAUUAUUUGUAGUGCCAACGUGAGCUCCACAUUGUUUUUUGACGUUGUCUCACCACUGUUACCUGCUGCGCCUCAAUAACACUGUAAAACAUGUUUUCUUUUCUUGUAGGUUAAAGAAGCAGAUAAGUGUUAACUUUUAUACCAGACUAGAUGUAUAUUAUUCUAAUAGUUGUAGUUUUUUAAUGUUCUUCGCUUGCAUUAAUAACCAAUAAAACAUAUCUUUAUUGAACAUUUAAA